UCGGAGUGAGAAGCCCAGAUAGACCCCCCGGUGGCCUUGGCCCAAGCCCCCUGCCUGCUGCUGGCCGAGGACGCACCCGAUGCUGGCAGUGAGGCCAGCCAUGGAUGGGGAGUGCCCGCAGCAUGAGCCUCCGCCCACGGGCAGUAUACUGUACAGCCCACCGCCCCUGCAGGGCGCCAUGCUGCACUACCCCUGGUGGAACACCUUCUCACCGCCAGCGUACCCAGCCUUCCCCAACGAGAGCCGCCAGUUCAUAGGCCCCGCCUCCUUCCUCGAUGGCCAGCCCUGUCCAGACACCAGCUAUGGCCCUGGGGCCGCCGCCUCUAGCUUCUUGCCAAAGAGCUUCGACCUUCCUCAGGACGCCUCCUACUUGGAUGACCUCUCCAACGCCUCCAUCUUCUCAUCAUCCGUGGACUCCCUGUCAGACAUCGCCGACACGCCCGACUUCCUGCCGGCCGACAGCCUCAGCCAGGUGCCCACCAUCUGGGACGUGAGCACAGCCUCUUCUGCCCACGACAAGCUGAUCCUGCCCAGCGGGCCAUUUCCGGGCCUGGAGGACCCCGCUGCCUCACUCCCCGGCACCCCACUUCUCGUCAGCUACCAGGCACAGAGUCAGCCCGAGGAGGAGGAGGAGGCGGAGGAGGAGGAGGCUGAGGAGCUGGGCCACGCGGAGACCUACGCGGACUACGUGCCAUCCAAGUCUAAGAUUGGCAGGCAGCACCCCGACCGGGUGGUGGAGACCAGCACGCUGUCCAGCGUCCCGCCCCCAGACAUCAGCUACACGCUGGCCCUGCCUUCGGACGGCGGGGCCCUGUCUGCCCUGCAGCUGGAGGCCAUCACCUACGCCUGCCAGGUGACGCCCCGCCCCAUCAAGUAUGGCGACAACACUACCUCAGAGGGCGUCCUCUUUGCCACCUACUCCGCCCUGAUUGGAGAGAGCCAGGCGGGCGGCCAGCACCGCACGCGCCUGCGACAGAUCCUGGACUGGUGUGGGGAGGCAUUCGAGGGCGUGAUCGUGUUUGACGAGUGCCACAAAGCCAAGAAUGCCAGCUCCACCAAGAUGGGCAAAGCCGUGCUGGACCUGCAGAGCAAGCUGCCCCUGGCCCGGGUGGUCUAUGCCAGCGCUACAGGUGCCUCCGAGCCCCGGAAUAUGAUCUACAUGAGCCGGCUGGGCAUCUGGGGAGAGGGCACGCCCUUCCGGACCUUUGAGGAGUUCCUACAUGCCAUCGAGAAGAGAGGCGUGGGCGCCAUGGAGAUUGUGGCCAUGGACAUGAAGGUGAGCGGCAUGUACAUCGCACGCCAGCUCAGCUUCUCAGGCGUCACCUUCCGCAUCGAGGAGAUCCCGCUGGCGCCUGCUUUUGAGCGCAUCUACAACCGUGCGGCACUGCUGUGUGUGGUCAUCGGGCUGCAGUCCACAGGCGAGGCGCGGACCCGCGAGGUGCUGGGCGAGAACGACGGCCACCUGGACUGCUUUGUCUCAGCUGCCGAGGGCGUCUUCCUGUCGCUGAUCCAGAAGCACUUUCCUUCCAGCAAAAGAAAAAGGGAGAGAGUGGGCAGCAAGCGGAAAC
Molecule: messenger RNA, 1568 nt
Organism: Carlito syrichta (Philippine tarsier)
Lineage: Eukaryota; Metazoa; Chordata; Mammalia; Primates; Tarsiidae
Product: protein strawberry notch homolog 2-like
Exons: 13
Biological process (GO): regulation of DNA-templated transcription
Cellular component (GO): nucleus
Molecular function (GO): histone binding; chromatin DNA binding
Source: RefSeq, a predicted model, not a curated record